AUGUCAGAGUUUACAACAUCUGUGAUAGGAGAAGCUAAAAGCACACAAAAGGAAAUUUUACAUAACACCCUAGUGGUGGUGGUAACUAAAGCACAUGGAUUAAGAAAUGUUCUAAAGAUGGAUAAGCAGUCUCCAUUCAUAACCAUGCGUAUACAGAAUCAAGAGGAAUCAACAAAGGUUGUUCCAAGAGGAGGACAAAACCCAGGUUUCAACGAUGACCUUUGGUUCAACUUGGAUGGGGUAGAAGACAAAACAUUAUAUAUCAACGCAUAUCAUCAGAAAAAAAAUGAUGCCAAGUUGAUUGCUAGUGGAGAAGUUGAUUUCACUCCUGCGUUGAAGAAAAGUAUAGAAGAAGGUUAUGAUGGAUGGUUCGACGUUUAUUGGGAGGGUAAAGAAGCAGGAAAGCUCUACUUGGAAAUAACGUAUUACCCAAAGAAAGACGAACUUCCGAACAAUACAGUGAAUUUUGCAAGGAAAAGCGCUCAAUCUAAGAAUGUGACGUUGAAAUCAGAUUCCCAUGGUGUUUUCAAAAAUUCUCCAAUAGAUAUAAAUGAUACCAAAAUAGAUAAUGGAUUGCCCGAACUAGGAGAAUCUAUGAGUAAGCUGAAAAGCAAGAAGAGAAGCCCUCAUAGAUUUGCACUGAAGAGCUCUCCGCUACGAACUUCGCCCACAAGAAGCUCAUCAGUUUUAGAUUCACCAAGAAGUGAUUCUUCACCAGCAAGACCCUCAACAGGCAAUACCUUGAUGUCAUAUUUAGACAAAACUAUGAAGUGGCCGCUAUUUAAUAAUCUUGGUUUAGGAUAUGGGGACUCAGAUAGCAGAAAACAUGACGAAUUUGAAAAAAUGGCGGAGGCCCAGACUAAACUCAAAUUAAAAAGUCCCGAAUUGAUGUCCGAAAGACCCAAAAAUUUGUUCAGUUCAUAUUACGAGACUGAAUCGGAUGACAAUAGCCUUCCAGAUGCAGAUGAAUACUAUAAACAAAGCGUCCGAUCAAGACAAGAACAAAUAUUCAAAAGCGAUAAUGAACGAAUGGUAUCUUUGAACACCUCUCGUAGUGACGAAAGUGAUGAUUCUGAGGAAGAAAUCACAUUAGGACAAAGUAUAGAGAUAAAGCCACAUCGGGUGCAAAGGCACCAAACGGAGCCGAUACUACCAUUCAAAACUUCGGCAAGAUCCAACGCCUUUACACUAGAUGAUGCGGAGAUGAGACGAAGUUACCAAUCAAAAAAGCUUCCAGACAUUAUUAAUGAUAGCGAUGAUUCGAAUGAUGAAGAUAUACCCCCUGCUCCCCCAAAACACUUAAUGUCAGUAGGCCCUUUGUUUGACGGUAGGAAGUCCAGUAGAAUGAGUAACUUUGCUAGAGAUGAACACAGACCAAUAGAAACAUCAAACGGACGCUCGAUCAUAUACAGCGAAACGUCGCCUGAAAAGAUCACAAGUUGGUAUGAAAGACGUAAAACUAAUAGACGUCAACAAAAGAGUUAA
Messenger RNA from Pichia kudriavzevii, 1485 nucleotides. RefSeq lists its product as uncharacterized. Lineage: Eukaryota; Fungi; Ascomycota; Pichiomycetes; Pichiales; Pichiaceae. The record is from RefSeq and is a predicted model, not a curated record. The transcript has a single exon. The coding region runs from base 1 to 1485 and encodes 494 amino acids.